Pangasianodon hypophthalmus (striped catfish) is the source of this 3482-nucleotide messenger RNA. RefSeq names its product gap junction protein beta 3 (gene gjb3). Gene Ontology annotation, biological process: cell communication. Lineage: Eukaryota; Metazoa; Chordata; Actinopteri; Siluriformes; Pangasiidae. The coding region runs from base 332 to 1183 and encodes 283 amino acids. The record is from RefSeq and is a predicted model, not a curated record. The transcript has 2 exons. Gene Ontology annotation, cellular component: connexin complex.
UUUUUACUCCACCCUCACAAGAUGCUGUUGAUCCAUUUUUUCUCAGCUUCAGGUCGUCCGAAGUCCGAGCAUUUUACACCGAUUAAGCAAUAAAAGCGAUCUGGGAGUGGAAUCAUUUCUUUUGAGUGAAAACACACAGGACUGGGAUUCAAAAUGAAGUUGCAUUGAGACCCACCAUCAGAAAAAUAGAUACAGAAAGCUGAAAGAAGAAUCAAGUACACAAAAAAGACAUAGUAGAAGGAGUGGGACAGAGAGAUCAGGUGGUGUGAAGAAAAGAAAAAUAAAAUAAAAGGGAACUUGAGAGGGAUCAGGAGACUAAGAAAUCAGAGCUAUGGACUGGAAGACAUUCCAGGCCCUGCUCAGCGGGGUGAACAAGUACUCGACGGCGUUUGGCCGCAUCUGGCUCUCAGUGGUUUUCGUUUUUCGCGUCCUGGUGUACGUGGUGGCGGCAGAGCGAGUAUGGGGUGACGAGCAGAAGGACUUUGACUGUAACAUCAAGCAGCCAGGCUGCCCCAACGUAUGCUACGAUCACUUCUUCCCCAUCUCGCACAUCCGCCUGUGGGCGCUGCAGCUCAUUUUCGUCACAUGCCCGUCACUCCUUGUGGUCAUGCACGUCAAGUAUCGAGAUGAACGGGAACGCAAGUACCGUGCCAAACACGGCGCCGAUGCCAAGCUCUAUGACGAUACAGGUAAGAAGCAUGGUGGCCUCUGGUGGACCUACCUGAUCAGUCUCUUUGUCAAGACAGGCAUUGAGGUAGCCUUUCUCUACAUCCUCCACCACAUCUACCAUAGCUUUCAGCUGCCGCGAGUCGUCAAGUGCCAAAUCUUCCCAUGCCCCAAUGUGGUGGACUGUUACAUCGGCCGGCCCACUGAAAAGAAGAUGUUCACCUACUUCAUGGUGGGUGCCUCAGCUAUCUGCAUCGUCCUCAACAUCUGUGAGAUCUUUUAUCUCCUGGCCAAGCGCAUCUCAAGCUGUGUCAAGCGGGCGAGGCGUCAUCCGCAGAGAGCCGUGCCUCUGUACAGGCCUCCAUGUCAGGACCAGGACAGCAACUGCACACUGCCCAUGCAAGACCUGGAGCACAAACCACAGUACAAGAACAAGAACAAGCUGAGUGUCCCACCUAUAGAUUACAAGACAAAUGCUUUCAUGCGGGCUUCAGCUCCUAACCUUAGCUUGGCCUAAAUGUGAGAUCCACUCGUCUAUAGACAGACAACUCAAGAGGGAGAGAGCAAUUUUUUCCAUGCACUUUGAACACAAGAACAAGAUGAAAUCUGAGCUCUCACCUGUGGUCCACAAACUUUUGGAGCAUUUGCAACGGAAUCCCGUUGCAAAUGUUGUUCUUACUGUGUGAUGGAGGCAAAUGCAGGACUUAAGAAAAAGAUUGAGAUUUGCCCAGUCUGAGAACCAUUUUCAUGUCUCAACCUUCUUUUCCUUGCUUUUGCUCAUCCACUGCACAUAAGGAACUGUCCAGUGCAGUGAAGAAUUGACAGAUUAAUCUCUGGAAGCACUUUAUACAAAGAUCCACAGCUCAGAUCAAGUCUAAGCAGUCUAUCUAUGAGCAAACAUUUGGAUUUACUUUUAAGAUUCAGAUGAAAAUGGGGUUCCAAAUGAUUUCCAUAGAUUUGUGUGGUAACUGAAAAACCGAACACACACUAAACAACUAGAGAUCACACUGUAGCCAGAUUUGAUCAAAUGUCUUAAUCCAUACUGACUAGGAGACAGCAGACAUGGAGGUCUGGGUGAGUUGGUUCAAAGCUUCUCCACUGCAGCCUUUUUUUUCUUUGUCUGGUUCUUUGAAUUGCUGUUGUACAGGCACUUCUUUGUCCUCCAUUAAGGAUCUCCAGUGCAGCUAUGAACACCUGUCUGCUGUUUUUUGUGUUUGUUUUGUUGUGUUUCUUCUCUUUUCAUUGGCUAUUGACUUGCCUGUCAGUCAUUUUUUCGCACUUUCCAUAUUUUUCUGUUUUUACAUUCUUUAUUUUCAUUGGAUAUUCAUGUGAUUCGUUCAGAAAUAUGUUGCUAACUCAUAUACAUUACAAGAUGAGUUCAUUCAGGAAGCAAGAGAGAGUGUAGACAACGGCUAGCAAGGACAGAAUUAGCCUGAUUGUGCAUCUUACAUAUGAUCCAUAAGAUAAGUCUUGUGAACCUCGGCUGAAAGGACAAGAACGAAGUAGAAGAAAGGACAUUUCCGAACUGCCCCACACCAGCCAUGGCAGAUAGCGAGGAUCUGCUACAUGACACUGUAAUAUCUUUAUACACCAGUCUACACCUUUGGACUUCUGUUGUUAUUUUAAUGAGUUUCAUGACGUCAUAGGUGUGAAGGAGGAUGAAUUUCUGAGAAAUCUCUCCACAGCUCAGUAGAAUGUUUCAUCACUUCAUCAUUUCUAAAAGGAAAUCACUGCCACAUAGUAAUUUUUUUUUUACAAUGAGCAGACAGUUAAAUGGAAUGUUAAAGUCUUUCAAAGUCUGUUAUGGAAUAGUUUCUUACUGUCCAAACAUUCCUGCCCUCAAAUUAGCAGGGAGUGGUGUUGGUAUACAUGAAAAAAAAAAAAAAAAAAUCACUUCAGAGCUAACACAUGAAAACAGAACAUUCCAGAGACAAACAGGGAGAGACACUGAGACAGAGCUAAUAAGCAAAUAUGGAAUAAUAAUAAUAAUAAUAAUAAUAAUAAUAAUAAUAGUAUUUAUUAUAGAAAAAUGUAGCUCAAAAUACUUUAUAUUAAAACACCACCACACAGGAAGAACACAAAAGAAACAACAACAACAAACAUAAAAACAAAGUAGAAAAUAAAAUAAAAGUUACAUAACUAAUAUUACAGUAAUUAAAACAAAAAGUAUUGCACUAUGAAAAGCUUUUUUAAGAUUUUUUUUGCUGUUUACUAAAAGUGGUAAUUGAGGUGAGGGUGUGUCACUGUUUUCCAGAACAAGAGUCAUAGAAGAGGCUGUAUGCCUGAGGGGUUUGUAACAUUCCAGACCUGCACAGACUUGCCAUAGACUAAAGCCAAGAAGGUUUCAGAGCAUUUAAAAAAAAAAAAAAAAACAAUCCUAAAAAAAAAAAGUCAAGUCAAUGCAGCACUAAUGUGAAAGUGCAUUCGGUGCUAUACACUCGCUAGAACCAGCGCUAGAUUUAUGCUUCUUCUCCAGUGUUAGGUUUAUUCAAUCAGAUUGUUUGCUUUUCAUUGUGACUCGACUAAGACGUUCGUGAGUCAGUGCCGUGUUGAGUAAACCCGAGGGAUGUGGAAUGUAAGAGUUUACUUAAAAGCGAAUUAAGCCUCAAAUGAACAGAAAGAGUAAAACUGCUUCUGCCUAAGACCUUUAAUUAUGGAACAAUAUGCUGGUUCAUGUUUCUAGUUGUGGCCACAUCAAGAGCUGUUUUUAACAUGUGGUGGCUUUUUUUUUUUUUACAUAUAUAAAUAAAGUAUGUUAUAUAAAGAAACUACAUAUUUAUGUCUUAUCCUUGGUCAAUAAAAAUGGGAAUGAAGAA